AUGCAAGCUUACCACCACCACCACCACCUUUCACCACCAGUACCCUCUAAACCUGUUAGCCCACAAAAAUCUGUACAUCCUGUCCAAGCAACAGUUUCAUGCAAAAUUCUUAUCAAUCCAUCCGAGAAAACGCUUCCUAUGAGGUUAAAAUCACCUCCUCCACCACCGCCUCCGCUUCUUUCACCGCCGCUGCAGCCACCGCCCAUAACUUUUCCACCGCCACUAGAUGGCCCUCCUAAACUGAACCCAUUCCAAAAAUUUGCCGCUGGAGCGCUGGACAUGCUCGAAAAUUCAGUCAUAACCAAAUGGGAAAAGAAUCACAAGCUGAACCGGAAAGUCGACCCGGCGGUUCAGCUAGAAGGAAAUUUCUCACCGGUUCAGGAGUGCCCGGUUAGGCACGGCCUCGAGGUGGUCGGUCGGAUUCCUUCUUGCCUAGAAGGAGUCUACCUAAGAAAUGGAGCCAACCCUUUAUUCUCUCCGAUCAGCGGUCACCACCUCUUCGACGGCGACGGCAUGAUUCAUGCGGUGAAGUUGCAGCCGGAGACGAAUAGUGCUAGCUAUGCAUGCCGGUUCACUCGGACGAACCGGUUGGUCCAAGAAGCCGCGUUAGGAAAACCGAUUUUUCCCAAGCCAAUUGGGGAGCUGCAUGGCUACUUGGGCUUGGCUCGUCUUGCAUUCCUGUCGGCUCGAGCCGGACUGGGCUUGGUGGAUGCUACACUGGGUAUGGGACUAGCCAACGCUGGCUUAGCUUACUUCAACGGGCGGCUCUUAGCCAUGUCGGAGGAUGAUCUUCCCUACAGCGUCCGCAUUACCGAAGAUGGUGAUCUCGAAACGGUCGGACGGUUCGAUUUUGACGGGGAGCUUGAUGUUCCCGUGAUUGCCCAUCCAAAACUGGACCCCACCACAGGAGAGCUCUUCACCCUGAGCUACAACGUUGUCAGAAGGCCUCACCUUAGAGCCUUCAAAUUCGACAAGUGGGGCCACAAGUCACGUGACAUUUCGAUCUCCCUCAAACAGCCUACCAUGAUGCAUGACUUUGCCAUCACGGAAAAUCACGUGAUCAUCCCGGAUCACCAAGUGGUAUUCAAGCUAUCCCAGUUGUUGCGGGGCGGGUCACCCGUGGUCCAUGACCCGGAAAAGAUUUCCCGUUUUGGAGUAUUGGCGAAGGAUGACUUUGAUGAAUCAAGAAUCCAAUGGAUUGAAGUCCCAAAUUGUUUUUGCUUCCAUCUAUGGAAUGCAUGGGAGGAAAUCAGUGAGAGUGGUGAUAAGGUCAUUGCAGUAAUUGGAUCUUGCAUGACACCACCUGACUCAAUUUUUAGUAGCGAAAGUGACGAGGAAUUCCGCUCCGAAUUAUCCGAGAUCCGAUUAGAUUUAACCACGGGUGAAUCAACCCGAAAAGUCAUUGUGUCCGGGUUGAACCUAGAGGCUGGACAGGUGAACAAGAAGAAACUUGGCAAUAAAACGCAAUUUGCCUAUUUGGCUAUAGCUGAGCCAUGGCCUAAAUGUAGUGGGAUCGCAAAGGUUGAUUUGGUCACGGGGAAUGUUACAAAAUUUAUGUAUGGAGAUGAAAGAUUUGGUGGCGAGCCAUAUUUCGUACCUGGGGAGACAGAAAAGGAGGAAGAUGAUGGAUACCUUGUGAGUUUUGUUAGAGAUGAAAAAAAUGGAAUGUCUGAAUUAGUAGUGGUUAAAGCUUCAACUAUGAAGCAAGUAGCAUUAGUCAAAUUGCCCUCCCGGGUGCCAUAUGGUUUUCAUGGCACAUUUGUUACUUCAGAAGAUUUAACCAAGCAAAAAUCUUGUUGA
Messenger RNA from Coffea eugenioides, 1800 nucleotides. Its product is annotated as 9-cis-epoxycarotenoid dioxygenase NCED6, chloroplastic. NCBI's taxonomy places the organism in Eukaryota, Viridiplantae, Streptophyta, Magnoliopsida, Gentianales, Rubiaceae. Gene Ontology annotation, biological process: carotene catabolic process. Gene Ontology annotation, molecular function: carotenoid dioxygenase activity. The transcript has a single exon. The record is from RefSeq and is a predicted model, not a curated record. Gene Ontology annotation, cellular component: chloroplast stroma. The coding region runs from base 1 to 1800 and encodes 599 amino acids.